AUGCAAGGUAUGAUACAAGAUACAGGAAAAGAAACAAACAGAAAAGAAACAAACAGACAGACAGACAAACAAAAAACAGACGGAUUUUAUUCUCGAGAGGCCAAGGAAAAAAUGUGUCAGUUCAGUGUCAUUUAUGUGCAACUAAUGAGGACUUCGAGACUUCAACCGAACCUCGUGAAUCUCGUAAUUAUUUCUUGCUGCGUGCAAUCGAGAACGCCCCUUCAAACUCCAGAAGGUUCAUUCCCCGCUGAAGGACAACAUCGGCAGCCACAACAUCGGUUGUGCAAGUGCGAAUUUAAUAUGCUUUUGAUUUUCAAUAGGACAACUGAACGUAUGAUGAACGAAUGA
Helobdella robusta is the source of this 348-nucleotide messenger RNA. RefSeq lists its product as hypothetical. Lineage: Eukaryota; Metazoa; Annelida; Clitellata; Rhynchobdellida; Glossiphoniidae. The record is from RefSeq and is a predicted model, not a curated record. The transcript is spliced from 4 exons. The coding region runs from base 1 to 348 and encodes 115 amino acids.